UGUUCCAGAUCUGGUCAGAGGUGAAGAUGGUUUCUCCUGCGAUCGCUUUGGCUUUACUUCCUCUUUUACUCACAAUGAUUAUUCGUUAUCGCUAUUAUUUUGUGCUGCUGUAUCGAGCUGUUCUGAUCCGGUGGGUGCGGGACUGUUUAACGGGCAUCAGUCGAGAAGAACGGGCCUAUCAGUACAUUCUGACCCACGCCAUGCCCGGUGACCCUGAGAGCAUCCUGAACACCUUUGACCAAUGGUGCAGCAAAGUUGAGUUUAUAAGCAACAUCGGGCCCAAGAAAGGUAAGAUUCUGGACCGAUUACUACAGGAACACUGUCCGCUCACUGUGCUGGAACUGGGCACUCACUGCGGGUACAGCACUGUACGGAUCGCACGUUCGCUUCCGAUGGGUGCUCGAAUCUACUCCAUUGAGAUGGACGAGCGAAACGCUGUAGUGGCCGAAAAGAUCAUUCGUCUGGCGGGCUUUGAUGACGACAUGGUGGAGCUGAUCGUUCGCCCAUCGGAUGAAGUGAUCCCGCGCUUGCGUGAGGACUACGGUGUAGAGUGUUUAGAUUUUGUGUUCAUGGAUCACUGGAAGCGCUGUUACCUGCCUGACUUGCAGCUGUUAGAGGGUAGCGGUCUGCUCGGAGAGGGUUCGCUCAUCGUAGCCGACAACGUCAUUUUUCCUGGAGCGCCAAACUUCCUGCGACAUGCCCGCCGCUCGGGUCUGUACGAGGUCAGAGUUCACCGUGCAACACUGGAAUACAUCCGUGGUAUCCGUGAUGGAAUGGCCGAACUGAGGUUCCUCGGGAUAAAGUGAAAAUGUUUGUCCCAAACAGGAGAAAUUAGCAACAAGCAACUGAACAGUUUACACUUACAGUUAACAUUACCGACUAUUAAAUGUUUUAUUUAUUUGAUCCCAUCAGAUGAUUGAAGAGACAAGAGAUGAAACAUAUGUCAUUAUUGAGACCAUCAUUCACAGCGCCCUCCAGUUGAUCCAUGUGCCAAGCCUUUAAGGAAAAGUUCACCCAGAAAAGAAAAUUCUGCCCUUAUUUACACACCCUCAUGUAGCUCCAAACUGUAUGUUGAUAUUUAUUAGUGAAACGCAAUUUCUUUUUUUUUUUUUUAAGAAUACGGUCCCUGUCGCGUAGACGUGGGGCUCUAUUUUU
Molecule: messenger RNA, 1155 nt
Organism: Myxocyprinus asiaticus (Chinese sucker)
Lineage: Eukaryota; Metazoa; Chordata; Actinopteri; Cypriniformes; Catostomidae
Product: transmembrane O-methyltransferase homolog
Exons: 4
Coding region: 27-806 (259 amino acids)
Biological process (GO): dopamine metabolic process; catecholamine catabolic process; developmental process
Molecular function (GO): catechol O-methyltransferase activity
Source: RefSeq, a predicted model, not a curated record